AUGAAGCGCUUGCUGCGAUUACCGUUACUGAUAUGGUACUGGUUAUGGCGGCAUUUGUCCUCAUUCUUCCGAUGGUUAUGCAGAAGAAAGGAUGAGCAUCCGAACUGUGAGGAAGCGCACAAGUUGUUGAUCGCCAAUGUUCCUUUGAUUGAUUUUGAUGUCGUUCAUAAGGACACAUGUGAAUCGUUGGAUCGUCGUGGAAAACCUCUAGCGGCGUCCGCUUAUAACUUGACGUCGUCUCAAGCAAUCACUAUCGAUGGAGCUAUCGAGGAAAAUGAGGCUGGUCCUCGCUUACCCCUGAAUGUGAGACGAUCCUGUCAUGACAUAGCGACACCGCGUACAUCAAACGACAAAAUUAUCGAAACCAACAUCGAUUUCGGCUCCACCGGCCCUCAACGGAUAGCGCAAUUCUUCUCUCGACCAUUCAGAGGAAUUCCUCUGAAGAGAACAAAAAGCGUUAGUAAGCUCGAAAAAACCGUCCAAGCCUACACAUUAAGUCGUGUGGAUUCGCAACGAUCACAAGAGAACCUGUUGUCGUCGGUGGUGAAUAGCGGUGGUGCGCCAGGAAGAUCAUCGACUACGGUGGCGACGGCUGCGGCGGCGCCUGGAAAGACGGCACUCAGAUCCAGUCGAUCGCAUGAAAGCCUCCUCAAUUACAAUACUACCACAUCGUGUGUGAUCGACCUUGGCGAGGACGCACGGUUACAUCCAGUUCAUCCGUCAGUGUUGGACGUGCCGAACUGCUUCCGAGUGGCCAACACGUACUACGCUUGCCGUACACCCCUGGAGCGAGCAAAAUGGAUCGAAAACCACAACAUUCAUUUGAUCUACCACUACAUGAACAAAUGGCUGACGAGAACCUUAGAUGUUUUCCCACUAAAAGUCAAACUACACUUCCAACUUGUACCUAUCACUAACCUGUUGCGAUUAUUCUUACGUUUUGUUUGUAAUGUACUAUCGAGGACAAAUCAAUGUGUUGCAGACAGUGUUGCAGUUGGUCCUGUGGAUAUUCGCAUUAUCUGGGCGAGGACCUCUCGUGCGGUGUUGAUGGAUGUUUGUUCAGUCGCUCUCGUCCUUUCGUUCCAAAUGGAUCAUUCUCAACGCUGUUUACGCCGUACAAUGAACCCACGGCGUGACGCUCAACGUCGUGUCGAGAACGCCCUGCAGCUGUGGGUUCUUGAGGCAAAAGGAGUGCCCGCCAAGAGAAGGUACUACUGCGAAUUAUGCUUGGAUAAAACGUUAUAUGCUAGGACAUCGUCAAAACCGCUCGUUGACAAUGUGUUCUGGGGAGAGCACUUUGACUUCACAAUGCUGCAAAAGAUGGAUGAGGUGUGCAUCAACCUAUAUCGGGAAGGUGAUCCAAAAAAGAAAAAAGAGCGCUCAACGCUAAUUGGAUACAUAUUGAUCGCCAUUGAACAGCUUAGCAGCAGGCAUCCUGUCGAACGAUGGUACACGGUAACGACAACCAGUGAAAGCGGGAACAGGUUGGCAUCGGCUCUGGGAACAAAAAGCGCUAAUCAGGAACAACCUGCAGUGCGGAUAAAGGCCCGUUGGCAAAGUAUCGGUAUUCUUCCACUACGUGCAUACGAUGAUUUCUUACACUACCUCUCCUGUAAUUACUUACCACUAUGUAUUCACCUUGAACCAGUGUUAACUGUCAGAGCAAAGGAGGAUCUCGCAACAGCACUUGUUCGAGUGCUGCACAAACAGAAGCUAGCUAAUGAUUUUCUCUGUGAGCUGGUUAUGUCGGAAGUGGACUCUCUCGAUAACGACCACUUGAUGUUUCGGGGGAACUCGCUUGCGACGAAGGCAAUGGAAGCGUAUAUGAAGCUCAUUGCAGACGAAUAUCUUCAAUCAGUCUUGGGUGAGUUCAUACAAAACGUUCUUUCCUCCAACGAGUCAUGUGAGGUGGACCCUCUGAAGCUGAACGGAGCAUCUACAUCGACCUUAGAAAAGAACCGAAUUCACCUUACAAGACUAGUGGAGCUUGCAUGGGAUAGAAUUAUUGGCAGUACGUCAGCAUUUCCGAUGGAGUUGAGAAUGGUUUUCGGAUCGCUACGGGAACGACUGGAGUCACAAGGGCGAAGUUCGCUUGCCGAUACCCUGAUUUCGUCGUCUAUAUUUCUGCGUUACCUUUGUCCAGCGAUUCUUAGUCCAAGCUUGUUCAACUUGGUCACAGAAUAUCCAAGUGGAGUGACAGCCAGAAAUCUUACGCUCAUAGCCAAGACACUACAAAACCUUGCAAACUUCACAAAAUUUGGUGGCAAAGAACACUACAUGGAGUUUAUGAAUGGAUUUGUGGAAAGAGAAUGGCAGCGGAUGAAGGAUUUUUUGCGCCGCAUAUCAACUGGACAAUCGUUGCGACCGCCCACCGAGGUCAUCAUUGAUGUUGGCAAGGAUUUGAGUCUCUUGAACAGUUAUUUGGAGGAAGCAUGGACUCCAGAAGUACAUGAGCGGGCAAGAGUUACUGACAAACGCCUUGCUGAGCUGCGAGAGAUUUUGUUGGACCUACAUGAACAUAAUCGAAGAACAAUCGGAUCUGUUAAUGGAACAUUGCACUCUCCAAUGCUUCAGCAAAAUAGUAGUGAUUAUGAGAACAGCCCACAACAAAUCCUGAGACCGCGUAACGAGAAUGUGCCGGCAUAUCGCUCUACACCUCCUACCGGUCAAGCCACUGUAAUGAGUAGAAGUCGACCUGCAGCUCAUCUUUUUACCAGCGAUGAUUACGUGUUGAGUACUGCAUUUCAAAGUUCUGGGAGACAACUGACAAGAAUGAGUGAUGAGACUGGCACAUCAAGUAGUCACGUCAGCGAAAAAACCUCAAGUAGUGGAGAUGCAAGAGAUACAGACAGCGAGACGGAGGCUGUAGGGUUACUGUCCGACCGAACACGAUCCCGAAAGACUCGUCGGCGUUGCGAUGAUUCGCCUCCCGGAAGUCAACCUGCAUCCAGUGGUUAUCAUAGCAAUAACCAAAGCAGCAACUCGUCAUCCUCAUCGCCAAUUGACCGUACUACAGCAUUAUCAAUCUCAAAUCCAGCAUUUAACGCCAGCUCGUCGAUGUAUAGCAGCGUUGGUUUUCCUGACAUUCAUCCAGGCCCAUCUGGCAUUAGCUAUCGUCGAGCGAGUCCACCACCAUACCAUUCUGACAUGCACAAUGGUUAUGCUCAUCAGCCGUUAUAUGCUCUGCCUCCGGACUGUGAUUCUCAGCAUAGUAGUUUGAGUGGUAAGGCGAGUUUACCUAGAACAAAUCCACGGGCAACGCGGAAUUCAAUAAUGCUGCGGCCUACCGUUAUCGAUGUAGUUCCUGAUGACUGGGAUAGAUCAUCAAAUGUUCGCGAGAAGAACUGGAAUGGGACUGCUUACGACAACCAGCAGCAUUUGGAGAUAAUUGAGCAGCAAAAACGCGAAAUUGAACGGUUAAUUCGAGAAAACGAGAUCCUUAAACGACAUGUAGCUGCAACGUGUCCACCAUUACUGCAGAACAAGAACGAGCGCAACCACAGCGGUGCUUCGGCGGAAAGCGUUGAUUCGCUUGGGUCGGAUGGGUUGCGGAGUACUGUUCCUCAUCCUCGAUAG
Necator americanus (New World hookworm) is the source of this 3576-nucleotide messenger RNA. RefSeq lists its product as uncharacterized. The transcript has 30 exons. The record is from RefSeq and is a predicted model, not a curated record. The coding region runs from base 1 to 3576 and encodes 1191 amino acids. Gene Ontology annotation, biological process: regulation of GTPase activity. Lineage: Eukaryota; Metazoa; Nematoda; Chromadorea; Rhabditida; Ancylostomatidae.